Molecule: messenger RNA, 2412 nt
Organism: Lineus longissimus
Lineage: Eukaryota; Metazoa; Nemertea; Pilidiophora; Heteronemertea; Lineidae
Product: signal peptide, CUB and EGF-like domain-containing protein 1
Exons: 8
Coding region: 527-1564 (345 amino acids)
Biological process (GO): anatomical structure development
Cellular component (GO): cell surface; extracellular region
Molecular function (GO): signaling receptor binding; calcium ion binding
Source: RefSeq, a predicted model, not a curated record
UUCGUCCCGAUAGGCGACAAGGUCGUGGGCCAGUUCGUUAUCGGUCGGUCGGUAGCUCGGAAAGGUAGCACUGGCAUGACUGGGAAGUGCAAUUCAUUCGCGCGGGAACGUUUGCGAGAGUAUCAUUCUUAAAAAGGUUCUGAUACCUGAUAUCGGGCGCAAAGCGAAUGUAGGACGAGUUGACGACAUUGCAGUCACGCCCGACAGAGAAGGCCAGGUGCAGGCCGAUUAGCUCUGAAUUCACUCCAUAUGAUAGCUUGCGUGUGCGGUUCAGUCACGUUUGUCGGUUUUAGUUUCUCUAAAAUUCUAUUGCUCAAAUUUAAAGGAUUGCGGAGUUCGAGAUGUAAACUUAGGACUCUUAUUUAUUUGUUUAUACUUGUACUUGGUGGAGCUCGAUCACAUCGUUGGACAUGAGUGUGUUGUAAAGCUGCCAUAAGUCAAAGGAGAAUCUCCGUCCCUGUGAGGAUAUUUUCAAGCCACAUUUUUGCCGGAUAAGGGUGUUCAAGUUGAUGUUCAUGAAUCAAAGAUGACGACUUUGAAGGAUAUCACAAUGGCGAAUGUAUUAACGAUAGGAAUAUUUGUGAUAAACGCUUUUUUCGUGACUUUGACCAAUUCCCAAGGAUACAUACAGCCGAAUGGUCGGCAUGUAUGUCUCCAACCCACGAAACGACUGGUGAACGUGAAGACCAUGCAGUCCUAUUGUAAACCAGAUUAUCGGAGAGUUGUCCAGAAAUGCAGAUCAGGUUAUGGCAUGUGCAGCAGUUUUAGAGUGGUCUACAGAACAGCUUAUCGAGAGGUGUACAGAACACACGAGACAACCGAGAUGAAGUAUGGCUGCUGUAAUGGCUGGUCAAAAUUUUCACCUCAUGACAGAAGUUGCUUAAAACCUAUAUGCCCAAGCGGCUGUCAAAAUGGCGGUCGGUGUGUAUCGCCUGGAAGAUGUCAGUGUGCAGACGGCUGGAACGGAAGAGAUUGUCGGACGGACUUGAAUGAAUGCACCUCCGACCGCCACGGCUGUAUGCAAAAGUGUGAGAACACUAUCGGAAGUUACCGGUGUUCCUGUUACGAAGGCUUCAACUUGGAUUACGAUAGGAAAAAGUGUAAAUUAUGCCUGAACUGUAUAAAAGAAUAUCAGCAACUUAUACAUAGCCACACAGCUCUUAUGGGAAAGAUGGAUGUACUUGAAAAGGAGAAGGAACAACUCGAGAGGAACGUAACGAAUGUUCUUCUCUCCUACCAAUUCGCCAUGGAAAACACGGCCAACAGAUACACAGAGGCCCUCAGGGAUGUCAAAGAGAUACAGAGGGAGUCCAUAGAGAAGAAGAUCUCACAGCUACUCCGGUCGUAUAGAGUCACAAACAAACCCCUCAAGGACCCCUUCUUGGACAUACAGAGUGGGACGACCCCACCGAAGCGGGGCGAUGUGCCUGUCGCGGCGAGUUUGACCCAUUAUGAGCCUGAUCCAUACGUUGAGGAGAGGUUGACUUCACUGAAUGACCAGAUCGGACUUUUGGAGGAGAGAUUAGCAUCAUGUAGCUGCGAUCGAGGACGACGUGGAAAAUGAGGAAGAUAUCUUGAAAUAGCUGCUCAGUCCUGUUAGCAAUACUGGAUCGUGUCUCAAGAAAAACGGGAACGAAAAACAUGUUGUCUUCAUCACGUUUCGAAAGAUGGCGUGUUGUGAUGACGUCAGAGAAAAAGAAUCAUCAAGCCGAAAUAACUCAGAUGGACCCGAUCUAUCGUGUCUGUACGGAUUGUCCGCACGACCAAAAUACGAGAGCUUCUGAGUCAAAAUGUGCUAAAAUGUUUAAAAGUUCGUUUCCGUCACCUCGAUGGCAACGGGGUAAUGUAUAGCUAUCAACUGGGGAGGUCGUGCUUAUAUCACUGUGUUAAAAAUGCUAAAGAAGACUACUUAUAAAACAUACAUAUACAUACUUUUCAAAAACAGUAUGAAUAUCUUGUACCUAUUUAUGCUUUUAUGCGUGCAUUGAGUAAUGUGUUCAGUUUAGGGCACACCCAAAUGGACUGAUGGACUCCCAAAAAGCAGUGGCGUCGUGCGCUGCACUCUGGACAAUGUAAAUUGCUGCGUAGGAGUGUAGAAUUUAACACUCAGGGUUACCACGCGUCCGAUAGAAGUUUUAGAAGUCGUUGAAGUUCAAAGCGAGGCUGGGGAUGUAGCAAAGCGAUGAUCGCAUGAUUGGCUCACUAGGGAUUUGUCGAAUGUUGUACUCUUGUAAAUAAGGUUGUGAUCUCUCUAUAACUUCAUUAUUUUACACGUGUAGCAAGAAAAUGUCGUUCUUAUUUCAUUCCUUUUAAUCAUUGCUUAGAUGAUACUUAUAUGCGAAUAUAAAACUGCAACAUACGGAUUGGCAGUCAAAUAGAAAGACUUAGCAAGAAGAAAGACAUAUCAAGAAA